Molecule: messenger RNA, 2342 nt
Organism: Nerophis ophidion (straightnose pipefish)
Lineage: Eukaryota; Metazoa; Chordata; Actinopteri; Syngnathiformes; Syngnathidae
Product: zinc finger protein 180-like
Exons: 3
Coding region: 315-1802 (495 amino acids)
Biological process (GO): regulation of transcription by RNA polymerase II
Molecular function (GO): RNA polymerase II cis-regulatory region sequence-specific DNA binding; DNA-binding transcription factor activity, RNA polymerase II-specific
Source: RefSeq, a predicted model, not a curated record
ACACGGCGAGGACAAAGCAAGAUGGCGUCUGACGGUGAAGACGUUAUUGCAGUCGUCACAGUUCAGUGUUCUUAAUCUGUGCCUCCAUGUACACAUAUAUGUCCUUUAUUACACUCUAGUAAAUAGAGUAAACAUCGUUAAUAACUGUUUGCAUCCGGUUGUAUUAGUCUGAGCGCACUUUGAUGCUUCUCGAGCUAGCUUAGCUUGCUAGUUAGCUUAGCUUGUUAGCUGCUAACAAAGAGAGGCGGAAGUGAUCAAAACACAUCACUAAGUAGAGAUCAAGUGUGAGUGUAAAGUGUUGUGAUUGUGUGAAAAUGUGCCAAAGAACCAUAGCAGAGUACGAGGAGGAACUUUGUCCAACAAAAGAGGAGAAGGAGCGACAACAUGAAAAACAUCAAGUUGUGUUACACAGAACAGACAUCCAUCAGCUGAUUGGACACCAAGAAGAAUGUCUCCCUCAUCUGCAGGGGGACAGUUUCACUUUAGAGUAUCCACAGCCCUCACAUUUUAAAGGGGACAAAGAUGAGCCACAGCCCUCUUAUUUCAAAGAGGAAGAGGGGGGAGAGUGUCCUGUAGGGCAGGAGGAGGCUGAUGUCAGCAAGUUUCCACUGACUGUUGUCUCUGUGAAGACUGAAGAGCAUGAAGACAAACCACCUGAGUCCUCACAGCUUCAUCACAGUCCAAACGUUGAAGAAGAACCUCUACCCCAUGAGCAGGAGAAGGAACCACAGUCCCCCAACAUACGCGAGAAAGAAGAGGUACCACAUUCCCAGCACAGCAAAGAGGGAGGAGAGGAGCCACAUCCCCCCCACAUUAAAGAGGAAGGCGAGACGCCACAGACCCAUAAUGUUAAACUGACCCUUCACAUUAAAGGGCAAGCGGAGGACCCACUGAUCUUACACAUCAAAAAUGAAGAGGAGGACCCACUGACCCCUCACUUUAAGGAGCAAGAGAACCUACUGACCCCUCACAUUAAAAAGGAAGAGGAGGACCCACUGACACCCUACUUUAAAGAGGAAGAGGAGGACCAAGAGGCGCCGCACAUUAAAGAGGAAGAGGAGGAAGAGGGCAUCAGUCAGCCUAAAUGGUUGGAGGAGUUCCCAGUGACUGGUGUCCCUGUGAAGAGUGAAGAUGAUGAGGUGAAAGGUGAAAGUGAGGAGAGGGGAGGGGGGGAGCCUCCAAGCAGCAGCUCAACACAACACAUGACAACAGAAGCUGAUGGAGACCACUGUGGAGGAUCACAAGCAGACAAGCUCUUAGCUCCACUAUCAGAUAGUGAGGACACAACGUCACACUCUCCUGACACUGAUGAUGAAGACUCUAAAGAUGAUAAGACAUGUCACACUGACAACACUCACUUCACAUGUCCUCACUGUCACAAAACUUUUAAAUACCAUUGUAGUCUGAAAGUACACAUGAAAACACACACUGGAGAAAAACCUUUUUCUUGUUCAAUCUGUAGUAAAGGUUAUGCACAAAGUCAGAAUUUGAAAAGACACAUGAAAACACACACUGGAGAAAACCUUUUUACCUGUUCAAUAUGUGGUAAAGGUUUUACAGAAAGUCAACAUUUGAAAGUACACAUGAGAACACACACUGGUGAAAAGCCUUUUUUCUGUUCAACCUGUGGUAAAGGUUUUACAAGAAGUACAGAUGUGAAAAGACACAUGAGAACACACACUGGGAAAAAAAUCGCAUUCCUGUUCAAUCUGCAACAGAAUCUUUUGUCGACAAUCAACCCUUGUAUCACACAUGAGAAGACACCCAGGAGAGAAAGUGUUGAGUUGCAGUGUGUGUGGUGAAAGAUUGUCUUCUAAGUACCAGUGUAAGAAACACAAGUGUGCUGGUGAGAACAGCAGCAGCAAAUGAAACUGCAGGAUUUGAAAUAAACUGUCCAGACUUUCAUUUUGACUUUCUAACAACAUUGGCACAUAUAACAUGUGUGACAUUGUUGUUUGUCUAACAAUCUGUUUAAUAUGAUCUUUACAUUUAUAGAUUAAGAUAGUUUGAAAUAUGAAAGUAUUACAUAUUUGUACUUGUAAUUGUUAAUAAUCCCAUAGAUUAUCACCUUUAUAUGAUAUACAUAUGUACUGGUUCACAUCUGAAACAUCUUCUGGACCACUUCAGGAAGCAUAUUAUUAUUUACUUUAUACAUCAUUUAAACAGUUGUCUUUUAUACAAUUUUAAAAUGUGUGAUUUUAUGAAUCAUUUGUUGGGAAUCUGUAAUCCAUUUUAUUAUUAUCUUUAUUACUCUCUUUUGUAUUAUGAUAAUUGUGUUGUGAUUAUUUUAAAUGUAUGUCCCCAGACCUCUAUGCAAUAAAAAGUGAGAGAAAAUGUCUGAA